Molecule: messenger RNA, 2643 nt
Organism: Fusarium tjaetaba
Lineage: Eukaryota; Fungi; Ascomycota; Sordariomycetes; Hypocreales; Nectriaceae
Exons: 2
Coding region: 1-2643 (880 amino acids)
Source: RefSeq, a predicted model, not a curated record
AUGUUGCGCCCUACAGACUCUUCCAUGCCAAUUGGCGUUGGUUUCCUUCUUUUGUCUAUCGGAGCCAAGUUUGCUUCUGCCGUUCCUUACCAAAUCUAUCAACUUAAUGAGCGAGACGUCAACACUGAUACCACUACAACUGAUACCUUCAUUUCUACAACCACCAGCGCCGUCGCGCCCAUUGACGUUCUUCCUACUACAAGCUCAGAUGUUGUUGUGAUCAACACUGAGACUUCUAUCAACAAUGGCGCUGUUGUCAUUGACACAACUACCGGAGCUCCUCCUGUGAUUGACACUCCUACCACUAUUGGCCAGAUUGUUGAUGGCACCACGAGCGCUGAGAUUGCGCCUGUUGGUACCGAGACAUCAGCUAUUGUGGAUGUGGAUGGGUUGAGCAGCACUGAUGCUCCUGUCGUGAACCCCAUUCCUACUACAACUGAGGAUCAGACUACAUCGAACUGGCUCCCUCCAGCUGGCACGGAGACCAAUGUCGUUGGCACUCCUGGUGCCAGCACUGAUGUCCCUCCUCCUGCUGGCACUGAGACAGCUACUACCAACGAUGCUGUUGACCCAAUUGGUACGACUACCGACACCGGUCUUCCUCCUGUAGGGACCGAGACAGCCACUGCCAGUGAUACUGUUGAGCCAAUUGGCACUACUACCAACACUGAUCUUCCUCCGGUUGGAACAGAGACUACUAGCGAUGUCCCUCCUCCUGUUGUCGACACUACCACAGACUCUGCUGCUCCGGUUGGGACUGAGACUACCAGCAACGCAAUUGAUCCUGUCGACACGACCACUGAUCUUCCCGUACCUGGCCCUGAGACCACAACCACCCAAGCUCAGGCAUCUGUUGAGACCACUACCUCCGCUGCCAUCCCUCCUCCCCACACAGACACCAGCGCUGAGGUACCCCCUCCCGAAACCACAACCGACAAGGCCGAUGCUCCUAGCACCACAGCCCCCGUCAACGACAUCCCCAGCACCACUGAGAAGGCCUCUGAGCCCAGCGACAAGCCAAGUGAUGCCCCUUCAGCACCCGUCACUGCUCCUCCCCAAGAAGCCACUGCUGCUGCUUCUCAGGCUCAGGUCACUGCCUCAGAGUAUAACUCCAAGGUCGACGACAUUAUCCCCAUCAUCGUUGCUUGGACCAACAACCCUGAUGGCCUCAAGACAGAUACAUUGAACAAGGUUAACAACUUGAUUGAUGGUGUCAAGGGCGCUAUCAAGGAUCUUGGCGGUAAUGAGUCUGGUGGAUGUCCCGGUAAGCGACGUCGCGGACUUCUCGACAUCGUUUCCAAUGUCAUCAACACCUUGUCUUGCGUCGUCUCCAACCUUGAAGAUGUCACUGGCAAGAUCACCGGCGGUAUUGUCGAAGGCGUCACUCCCAUUGUCACCACUCUUACCAACAACAGCAACGAUCUUAAGGAUCAGAGUGAGGAAGAGGAUGAUGAUGAUGAUCAGUCCAAGACUGAGAAGCAGGAGUCUAAGACUGAAGAGGAAGAGUCAAAGACUGAGGAGACCAAGACUGAGGCUAGCACCACUGAGAAGCCUACGUCUACUGAGGCUGAGACUACGACUUCUGCUGAGACGACGGAGACUACUGGGUCUUGUAAGAUGAGGGAGACUACCAGUAUCGCUGCUGCUUCUGAUACACAACCUAAGACGUCAAUUGCUCUGCCUCCCACCAGCGGUGACGGUGCUACUGGUAGCGACACCUCUGCUGGAGCAUCCGAGACUGGCACUUCUGCGGUACCAACUUCGACUGAAGCUACUGAUGUGACUACCUCCAACCAGGGUCCUGAGUCUACAACCGUACCCGAGACUUCUGUCCAAGAGACCUCUACCAAGCCUGUCGAUGAGACCAGCACUGCUGAUCAAACCGUCAAAACGGAAGAGACCACCAAGGCUGAUGAGACUGACACUUCAGGCCCCGCUACCACAAGACCCAGCACUCUCCUCACAACAACCCGUCCCUCCGACCAAACCACCAACACCAUCACUUCCGGCUCAACCGAGGACAUCACCACCGCUCCAGUGCGCACAUACUACCCCUGCGGCAUCUACGGUGGUCCCCGUGUAACAUCAGCCUACUGUCAAUGCUCCACCACCGUCUCGGGCAAGCAGUACGUCGCAACAGCUACACUCAUCGACAACAAGUGUGAAGCAUACACCGAGUAUCCUUCCAAGGUCGAUCCCGCCACCGAAGCUCCCCCUCCUACCCAAGCACCCAUCAACGAACCUCUUACCAAGACCAUUGAUGGAACCGUCCUCGCCUGGACUGCUUACACUCUUGCGUAUGGACAGGUGUACAAGGAUGUAACAGCUACCUUCUCCAAUGGUAUCGGCGAGGUCAAGACCAUCGCUACACCAGUCCCUACACAAACCCACGUCGACAAUGAUGGUUCGGGACAGUGCGGUACAAGCGAUGGUCUCUCCAAGUCUGGUCUCGGCGACGCAUGUGACCGUGCCAUCGGUGAAUUCGAUGACGAUACUAUCUACACUGGUUACACUACGCGCUACAGCCGAUCCAAGAAGGGUCUUUUGAUGGUCAUGUCUAUGGGACAGGCUGCUUGUAUUGCCAAGUUUAGCUGUGAUGACUAUGGUAUUGGUAUGAGCGGUAAGCUCAUCAAAGAAGCGUAA